Molecule: messenger RNA, 678 nt
Organism: Torulaspora globosa
Lineage: Eukaryota; Fungi; Ascomycota; Saccharomycetes; Saccharomycetales; Saccharomycetaceae
Gene: ADK1
Product: adenylate kinase ADK1
Exons: 1
Coding region: 1-678 (225 amino acids)
Biological process (GO): ADP biosynthetic process
Cellular component (GO): cytoplasm; mitochondrion
Molecular function (GO): AMP kinase activity; ATP binding
Source: RefSeq, a predicted model, not a curated record
AUGGCUCAAGAAACUUCCAAUGACUCCAUCAGAAUGGUCCUAAUCGGACCACCAGGUGCCGGUAAAGGUACCCAGGCACCAAACUUGGUGGAAAGAUUCCACGCGGCUCACUUGGCUACCGGUGAUAUGUUGAGAUCGCAGGUUGCCAAGGGCACUCCGUUGGGUAUCGAGGCCAAGAAGAUCAUGGACAAAGGUGGUCUGGUCUCUGAUGAGAUUAUGGUCAACAUGAUCAAGGACGAAUUGUUGAACAACGAGGCAUGCAAGAACGGUUUUAUCCUGGACGGGUUCCCAAGGACUAUCCCACAGGCCGAGAAGCUAGACCAAAUGCUUGCUGAACAGGGCAGACCUCUGCAGAAGGCCGUGGAAUUGCAAGUCGACGACGAGCUGUUGGUUGCCAGAAUCACCGGUAGAUUGGUUCACCCACCAUCCGGUAGGUCUUACCACAAGCUCUUCAACCCACCAAAGAAGGACAUGAUUGACGAUGAGACCGGAGAGCCAUUGGUCCAAAGAUCAGACGACAACGCUGACGCUUUGAAGAAAAGAUUACAAGCCUACCACGAGCAAACCGAGCCAAUUGUCGGUUUCUACAAGAAAACCGGCAUCUGGUCCGGUGUCGAUGCCUCUCAGCCCCCCGCCACCGUGUGGCAAUCAAUCCUGAAAGCCUUGGGUAGGAACUGA